AUGAAUUUCGGUAAGUGUCAUGAAUAAUAUAAUUUCUUUCAUAUUUUAGAAUUUAAUCAACAUUUUAACCUCCCAUCGACUUCAUUCCUCCAGAACCUCAAUGUCACGGCCAAAGGCCGGUGUGGAGAUUGUAUUGGAUGUCUAAGGCAGAGUAAUUGCGAGAAAUGUCUCAACUGUAUAGCCAAAAGGCCGUGUUUCAAGAGAAUCUGCGUUCAAUCGCAGAUAAUUCAACAAACUGCUGUUAAAAAUGAAUUUGGUAGGUGAUUUAGAGGAUCUUAUCAUUUGUUUUUAGGAAAUCAAAUUUUAAAAAUUUUUUUGAAUUAUAUUGUAGUAGAGAAAACGAAGCCAAAGAAGGUCGGGAAGAAGGUUGGGCGUCCAAGAAAGCCUUCCGGCGAAAGAAAACCACGGAAGCGCUCAGUCACAGCGAAUUCCCAAGCCAGAGAGAAGAACAAUCGAGACACACAACAACAAAAAGUUACUGUAAUCUCCAAAGAAGAGGUGAGAUUUUUACUUUUUUUGGUCUGAUUUUAGAAUCCUUGACAACGAAGAACCUCGCAGAUGAUUUUUCACCCCCAAUUAUUAAAUUUGACAGAGUGUUUUGCAAAAAUUUUUGCUAAAGUCGACCUUAUUUUAGGAGAAGGUACCCCGACAUUGUUAUGGUCCCCAAUGCGAAAGUGCCGCCCGUCCCGGAUCCAAGUACUGCUCAGACGAAUGUGGCCAGAAUUUGGCUCGAAAACGUUUGGCCCUCCUUUUACCGCAGAGGAUUCAAGAUUAUUACGAGCAGACGCCCAUGUGGAAGGUGGAAACUGAAGAAAAAAUACAAAAGCUGAGGAAUACACAGCUCGAAAUUGAAGAAACAUUGAAGAGAAUCGACGAUUGUGCGCAGAAUUUGAAUCUGUAUUUUACGGUGAGUUCGGAUUUUGAGGUGAAAAAAUUUUGAAAUCGCAGUGCAAAUUUUUUUUUGAAAAAAAAAUCUGUUUUUUUUUUUGCACUGUGCUUGUGGCCACUGAAAAAAAUUUGAUGGGGGUUCUAAUUGAGUCCGACGGAAGUCGGUUUUGUAAUUUGUCGAAAAUUUUUGGUACAAACUUACAAUGAGGGACCUGAUCCAAUGGCAAAAAACGUUCCAUUUUGCAUCCGGGAAGUAUCAAAAAUGUUGCAAAAUGUCUCCCUCUCCAAUUGAAAAUACUUCGUUUUGAAGGCUUCCUCACAAAAAGAGCGGAUGCGCUUUUGAAAUGGGAGUUUUUUCACUUGGAGACGGAGGUAUUUUGCUGCAUUUUUGAUACUUCCCGGAUGCAAAAUGGUGCGUUUUUGGCCAACGGAUCACGUCCGCCACACGUUCAAGAAUUAAUUGUGGCCUUUCAACAACAAAAUAAUCGAAAAUCACCCCCAAAAUUUUCAGACUCUAGCUUCGGGCCAACCGAUUUACCAUCGACCCGCCCAACAAGACGAGGACUCAACUUUUGUCCAUUCCUGUAUGGUCUGUGGCAUGGAAGUGCCGGUAAAAGCCCUGCCGAAGCACGUCCAACGUUGCUUUGUUCGAAUCGAAAAACAGUCCAGCUUUGGGACCAGCCAUAAGUUCGGAAUCAACCCGCACAAUAUCAUGUGCGAGAAGUUUGAUAAAAACACAAAAACUUUUUGCAAAAGAUUGAGAGUUAUUUGCUCGGAACACUACCGAGACGAGAUUGGAUCCAGCUUUAAGGUAAAGGAAUGGAAUUUUUGAGGUUUGGAGGAGAAAUUUUUUAGGAUUUUUUGAAAAAAAUUGUAAUUUUUAAAAUAUUUUUGAGGUUUAUUGGGUCAAAAAUUGCUUGAUUCUUAUAGGUUAGGGUCUUGUUGCUUUGAAAAACACAUUUUUAAACCUCUGAAGAUAAAAAAUGUGAUUUUUCUGUUGAAAAGUUAAAUUUUUUUCAAUUUUAGCACAUUAAUUUAGACUAGGGCUCGAGACUUCGCAGCCUGCGGCUGCUCACGUCUCUCGGGCAGUCCUGCGGACAAAGGCAACUUUGCGCCCGGUAUCGCUGCUUUUCGCGCGAUUUGGACCUGUUCAACGUCGAAAACAACAUAAACGCUCGCUAAAGCUUUGCCGACGGCCUCCGGCCGCGGCAGAGAAACGCUACGCGUUAGACUGAGCCUAGUAGAAAGUUGUAGCGUUUUUUAGACCCAAAAGUUAGGAUCGCUAAGCUUUCCCUAAUCGCUAAGCUCAGGCCAGUCCCAGAUUGCUAAGCCGGGUUAAAGAGCCCGCCGGCAUGAGGCGACGGCCUACGGCCGCCGCGAGACUACAUUUUGUUACCUAAAAUAAUCUCCCUUCCACCCAAACUUGAUCAGAAGCUCAUACAAUAAGGAAAAAUCAACUAAAAAACUCGAAAAAAUAGACUCAGCACUCAAAAUUAUCCAAAGCCAAUAUUUUUCCCGAAAUCGCCGUCAAAUUUGGCCCUAAAACGGCCAAAUCCCGAGAAUCCAGGACCAAAAAAAAAUUUUACAAAAAUUUCUCGAAAAAAUCCAGAAAACCCCGUCAUGAUGACCGGUUCCUCACCACCCUCCUCAUUCUCAGCUCUCUCUCCGUCUUAUCUCUGACCGGAAUCGAAAGAGAAAACCUUUGUCUAACCACCCUCCACCCCUUUCCCACUCUCUCUUUUCUCCCGCCAAACGAAGAAGGAAGCGGUUCUCUGCCCGCUCUCUCUCUUCCCCGCGCUCUUUUUUUGUGUUUUCGUCCGUGGAAGUGGGCGUUUUUUCAAAACUGGCACUUGUUCCACUAAAAGUACCGGGGAAAAAGAUACGACUAUGUCCGAAAUGACAUAGAGGUUCCGAAUAUGUAACUUUUAGACUAAUUUUAGUUGGAAAUUUUUGGGAUUUGACGACUUUUCCGAUUCGGGAUUUUUUGGGACCGCCGCUUCAAACACGAUUUCUGAUCAUAUCUCUCGGAAUCGUAUCCCAGCUUCUGGUUGUAGAAUCCUUACUAAAUUGUCUAUCAUGUAACGGGCGGGAUUUUUGAAUUUCGAACUUGUUCCCGAGCUAUAGUAACUUUCGUGAAAGUAAGUAAAAUCGAAAAAUUCGGAAAUUCGAAUACUGCUUUUUCAACCUGUGCGUGUUUUAGGAAUCGACAUCUGUUUCUGUAGCAGUUCAAUGUGCUGAAUACGACGGACAAAAUUAAAAUCCGAAAAAGUUCGAUUCCAAGCCCUCAGGGCCGAAUUUUGGCCGAAAUUUCGAAUUUUUUUUUCGACCGCACGGUGCGCACAGAAUAUUGCAAGUAGAAAGCUGAAACUUGGCACGAUGGUAGUCCAUUUUGUGUCCUAUAGCACCCAUAUGAUCAAUUUGUUCAACCCCGCUAACUGCCCUGAGGGCGAUUUUUUUCGCACGGUGCACCAAAAAUCGACCGAAAUUUCCGGCCGCUCUGGCGGCCGUAAUUUCAAAGAUACGAAGACGAUGUAAGCGGGUAAUUUGUAGAGCUCUUCGAGCUCUACAAUCUAUAGCUGGACAUUUUUGACAUCGUUGUUGUACAUCAGAGCGAGAAAUUUGAAAAAGUCAAAAUGUUGAAAAUUUCGAAAAAUUUCGUUUUCCGUCGGGAGAUUCUAUUGAGGACAUGGCUACGUAGAAUGUUCUGAAAAAAUUUUGUGACAAUCUUCGAGCAAAAAGAAAUCGAUCAGCGAGCCGUUUUUUCGAAUUUCGACCUGGGAGCCGAGAACGAAUUUUUUGAAAUUCGCACUGUGCAAAUCGUAUUUUUUACAGUAAGCCAUAGCUAAAAUACGAAGUGCACUACAAAAAAGAAAGACACGCACUAAUAGGAAGUCGGGUACGUAGAAUUCAAUGGAAUCGAAAAAAUCCAGAAAUUCCGUCAUCAUGACGGGGUUUUGUGUAAGUGUAAGUUUGUACAUGGCCGUAUCUACACAUACAUGGAGUUAUCUCUUAGUUAUCAAUUUGCUUUCCCGAUAUGGACCUGUAGAAGCUUGCAUUUCAAUAUUCCCCGGUCUAAUUAAAAGAUACGAAAAAAGGUCUUUUUUUGAGAUUUUUUUCGUAAAUUUUGAAAUUUCGAAAAAAUUUCGACAGUGAUUGUCCCAUUAUGUACCAUACGCGACGAAACCAAAAAUCAAGCCCAUACCUAUAAAACGAAGCGAGAUAUGACAGCUCAAAGUUUCGACUUUUCAUGACGUCAUAGGUCACUCAAAAUUGAAAAUUUCGAAAUUUUUUUUCAAAUACUCAAAUAGAGGAUCUAAAAGAACCACCAUGCCAAAAAUCAAGUCAAUCGGGGCAAAACAAAAGUAUAACCACAAACCCUACGAAUACUUGUAUUUUUUUUUAGAUUUUUGAGCGAUUUUGGAUUUUGAACAUGGAUUUAGUGCCCUAAAAAUGAUACUAGAUUUGUUGGCAGUCUGUCACAUUCUUAUUUUUGGGUGUUUCAAGAAAUUUGGCGGAAAUUUUUUGCGAAUAUCUUUGAGCUCUCCGGAGUUAUCGCGGAAAUUCUUCUUGUUUCCAAAAAAUUGAAAUUUUGUAACCAGCAAAAAACUUUUUUUUUCGUCGGCGGAGAGGGCAGGCAAGUUGUAACAUAAACAUAAUUUUGGCCGUUGUAACAAAGUUUUCAUCAUGUAAUACGGUGUAUUUUUUUUUUUCAAAAAAGUCGCAAAUGUCCUCGCCGAAAACUGCCCUCUCCGCUGACGAAAAAAAAAGUUUUUGCUGGUUACAAAAUCGCCCAACUUCAAUUUUUGGAAGCAAGAAGAAUUUCCGCGAUAGCUCCGGAGAGUUGAAAGAUAUUCGCAAAAAUUUUCUACCGUUUUUCUUGAAACACCCAGAAAUAUGAAUGUGACGCAAUGCCAACACAUCUAGUAUCAUUUUUAGGGCACUAAAUCCAUGUUCAAACUCCAAAAUCGCUCAAAAAUCUAAAUUAAUGUGCUAAAAUUGAUAAAAAUUUAACUUUUCAACAGAAAAAUCACAUUUUUUAUCGUCAGAGGUUUAAAAAUGUGUUUCCCAAAGCAACAAGGCCCUAACCUACAAGAAUCAAGCAAUUUUUGACCCAAUGAACCUCUAAAAUAUUUUAAAAAUUACAUUUUUUUCUAAAAAUCCCAAAAAUUUUUUUCCCUAAUUUUCAAGAAUCAAGCAAUUUCUGAAAAAGUUUCUGCCAUUUUUCUUGAAACACCCUGUACAGUGGGGGACGUGAUCCAGUGGCAAAAACCAUGCCAUUUUGUAUCCGGGAAGUAUAAAAAAUGUGGCAAAAUGCCUCCCUCUUCCAGUGAAAAAAACUUUUGGAUUGGAUUCUUGGCAUUAUGCAACAGAUCAGGUCCGUCACUGUACAGGGUGUUUCCGGAAAUAUGGCAGAAAGUUUUUCAAAAAUUGCUUGAUUCUUGAGAAUUAGGGAAAAAGAUUUUUGGGAUUUUUGGAAAAAAAUGUAUUUCGUUCAGAUUUGCGGCUACCCGCUGGCCUGGACCCGAGUCCGAUCCCUUCCACUGGAGGAGAUGUUCCUCAAAAUGGACAUCCUCGAGGACGGGAUGUGCAUGAACGAGAGGAAAACGUGCGAAACCCACUACAUGUGGGAGCAAGCGGCCUCGGCGGUGAUCGAAAACCAACGCCUCCAGCAUUUACUCCGCAUCGACGAGAUCCAAGACCAGUACCGAAGACUGGCCGAAUCGCAUGCUGUGCAACGAAAUGCCAUCACUGUUUUGAUGAAUUCCAGAACUACUCAUGGACAAAUCCCCGAAGACAUUCAGCAAAAACUAGGCCCACCUAGGAGCGUCCGCGUUUUCAAGGAUGAUGACAUUGAGAUGGUCAAUGUGGAAGAUGAUGGAAUUAACUCGCAAAUGAAUGAACUUCAAGUUGGAUAA
This is a messenger RNA of Bursaphelenchus xylophilus (pine wood nematode), 5804 nucleotides long. Lineage: Eukaryota; Metazoa; Nematoda; Chromadorea; Rhabditida; Aphelenchoididae. The record is from the annotation of a GenBank genome assembly.